AUGAAUCAAGCUCCAGUGAUGUAUCAGGAUCCAGCGAUGGAUCAAAUGAUAAGAAGAAACGUCAAGAUGGAUCAAGCUCCAGUGAUGUAUCCAACGAUGGAUCAAGUGAUAAGAAGAAACGUCAAGAUGGAUCAAGCUCCAGUGAUGGAUCAAGCUCCAGUGAUGUAUCAGGCUCCAGUGAUGUAUCAGGAUCAAGUGAUAAGAAGAAACGUCGAGGUGAUAACGAAGGUGGUUUCAGCGAAGCAAUCACUAUCCCAUGA
This is a messenger RNA of Dentiscutata erythropus, 260 nucleotides long. The record is from the annotation of a GenBank genome assembly. NCBI's taxonomy places the organism in Eukaryota, Fungi, Glomeromycota, Glomeromycetes, Diversisporales, Gigasporaceae.